AUGUUGGGAAUCGUCACUGACCUCGAAAGCAUACGCGCGAUUCCUGCUGCCGUGCCUGAGGCUCAAUUUGGUAUUGGCCCACCACAUUAUUCGAUUAGCUGGGAUGCUCCACUGCCUGUGACGACCGAUGACCCAGAAGACCCAGAAGACCCAGAAGAGCCCGAGUACCCUGCGCCGACACCCAGCGACGAAAUCUCUUUGGGUCAGCCAUCAGCUACCGUUAGCUGGGACGGCCCUUCCGUACCUACAGAAGCGCCAGAGCCUGAAGAUCCGGAGGAUCCAGAGGACCCUCAGCCGUCUCCAACCAACAUCAUUAGUCUCCACCCACCGAGCUACUCGAUUUCAUGGGAUGGACCGAAGCCGCCAAAAACUACGAAGAAGCCAUGGCCUCCAAGGCCGACAGCUAAAACGUCGACUAAGGGUUUCGUAAGUGCCUCUGUAAGCUGGAAUAAAAGGCAGGAUUCUCCAUCUUACUCAAUCACCUGGGAUCUUCGGCCCCCGAAGACGACCAGUACGCCGUCGUGGUGGCCAUGGUGGCCGCCAGCUUACACAUCCACACACGGUUAUGUGAGCGCUUCCGUUAGCUGGGGCAAGCGACAGGAAGACGAAGACCCAGAGCCCACCGAUUUCCCUGAUUUCCCAGAAGAUCCAGAAGAAACGGAAAACCCUAUUAGUUUUCCAGCUCCCCCCGUAUUCACCCCACCCAACUCAAUCGGCAUUCAGCCUCCGCAGGUUUCCUUCAGCUGGGGCAAGCGCGAGGAAGCUGCCACUGCACCGUCGUAUGGUCUAGGCAAGCCAACCGCAUCUGUCCGGGUACCGAAGCCACCAAAGACCACCACUAAAGCAUGGAUCUCAUGGGGCAAGCGACAAGAAGGCGAUGAUCCCACAGAGGUUUUCCCCCCUGCUCCGACUCCCAGCGACCAGAUCACCCUUGUCAAGCCCACUCCGUCUAUCUCAUGGGGCAAGCGCGGUGCCGAAGCGCAGCUGCCUACAUACGGCCUCGGCUUCCCGACCUUCUCCUUCGGCCUUCCACCAGUAGCGCCUUCUUCUGCGUACAUCAGCUGGGGCAAGCGCGACGAUGACAAGCACCACACAACCUUUGUAACACAGACUCCCCCAACUCUCACCAGCACGGAGUACAUCCCGUCAUCUGUGCCCAGCGCCUGUCCCACAGUCACGAAAACCAUCGUCCCGCCGUGCGUCCCGCCCACAUGCCCGGACAACCUCGUCAGCUGCAAGGUGGGUGCAGCACAGGCGGUAGAGGCCAGGGAGAUCGAGAAGACGAUUGUGACGCUCACGACAGUUGCGAAGCCGAGCUGGAAGCACACGGCUACGGAGAGCGGUAACCCGUACGGAAUGUCGUACGAGUAG
This is a messenger RNA of Didymosphaeria variabile, 1371 nucleotides long. RefSeq lists its product as uncharacterized. The transcript has 2 exons. Lineage: Eukaryota; Fungi; Ascomycota; Dothideomycetes; Pleosporales; Didymosphaeriaceae. The coding region runs from base 1 to 1371 and encodes 456 amino acids. The record is from RefSeq and is a predicted model, not a curated record.